Moesziomyces aphidis is the source of this 1941-nucleotide messenger RNA. The record is from the annotation of a GenBank genome assembly. NCBI's taxonomy places the organism in Eukaryota, Fungi, Basidiomycota, Ustilaginomycetes, Ustilaginales, Ustilaginaceae.
AUGCAAGCCUUGGCAAGAAUGCGAUUCCGAUAUCGCGGUGCUGCCGCAAUGCUGCUUGGCUCAGCUCACGAGCUCUGCGCCCAGCUCACCGGCCAGCCGCAAGCUCCACAUGGUCAUGUUGCCCUCGAUCCUGCCGAUGAGCCUCGAGCCUCAAGCCGCACGAUGUCAGCGCCAUCAAAACUCUGCUGCCGCUUUUCUUCCAACAGCUCGCGCGGGCACCUCGGCCCUCCAUGCCCAAAGCCCUCGCAGAAAGUCGCCGCAUGCUCGAUCCGCCCAUCUCGCCCUUCCAGGAUCUCAAAGCUGAGACACAGGGUUCAUCAUUCUUCCUCGCUCCGCCUUGCCCUCUUCCACCCAUCUCGCUUGCAACCACACAACAACGCGCCAGAUGUGCCGCCUCCUUCGCUCCGAGGUGUCCACCUCCAAGCCCUGAUCGUCUCCGUUCCGGCCUCCUUUGCUUCGGCUGCUGGCGCCCUGGAUCAACACAACACGGAUACACGGACGCUCGUCCGCUUGCGACCGAGCGUCAACGACGUAGAAGCUCCAGCCGCCAAAAUGAUCUCGUCGAGAUCGAGCUCAACGAUGAGCGCGAUGAGCAUGGUGCUCUUUGUGUUUCUGACGCUCGCUGCGUCGGCGUGUGCGCAGAUGGCCCCCGUGCGCUCUCGACCCGUCCGAGCGCGCGAUGCCUUCUCCGACCAGGACCCUCUCAACAAAGAAGGCGAGGACCACGGCAAACCCACCGUGCCUAGCGGUGCUUCGCUCGUCUCGCUCCCCAUCACCUCGGACGCCUCGGUUGCAACCUACUGGACCGCCAACCCGAACAAUGCCACCGCCACCAACGCCUACAUCAUGAUGCACGGUAAGCUGCGCGACGGCGCCAACUACUGGGACGUCCUCGACACCGUGCUCAAUCAAGCCGUCAAUGCGAACCAUGCCGGCGCCGUCAGCACCUCGAUCGUCACCGCGCCGCAGUUCUACUCGACCAGGCUCAACUCGGGCCAAUACACCAACAGUCAGAUCGCCUUUGCCGACACCAACGUAUGGCAGGCGGGCGAGGCAGCCAAUCGCCCGAUGGGAACCAACGUGACCAGCUUCGAUGCUCUCGACGCGCUCCUCGCCGAAUUCAGCGACACGGCAAAGUACCCCAGCAUGAAGCAGAUCACCUUUGUCGGCCACGGCGGCGGCGCGCAGCUCAUCUCGCGCUACGCAGUGGUGGGUGCGGGUCUGCCGAGCGGGAGCAACAUCCAGCUGCGGUAUGUCGUGGGCGAUCCUUCGUCCAAUCCCUACUUUACUCUCGAUAGACCCCUGCAAGACACUUCGGUCGCAGACAAGGCCACAUGCCCGCUCUACAACCGAUGGCGCUACGGCUUUGACCGCUUCAACGGCACGCGGGCGGCGCCGCUGAUGACGCCGCAGCAGUACUUUGCUCGCUUCGUCACGCGCGAUGUUCGCUGGGUGGUCGGCUACCAGGACACCACCAACGAUGGCGACGACACGUGCAUGGCCAAGCUCCAGGGCGGCGAAGCACGACGCGAUCGAAAUCUGGCCUGGUGGAGAUACCUCAACACGCUGGCUGGAACCAACCAGGACCUCACUGGCUUCCCUGGAUCCUUGCCAGGCAUGACGAGUUGGGCCAACGUCACCAACAGUACGCUGGCGCAUAGAUUGACGGUGGUGUACAACGCCGAUCACAACGCUCAGGAGGUGUACACGAGCAUAGAGGGUACAUCGGCUCUGUUCGACGACUCGAACAACGUGCAGCUUGGGUGGAGACCACAGGGCUGGAGAAACGUCACGACGUCAACACAAACAAAAUCGCCAGCAGGAGGCUCCACCGGCGCCGGCGCCAACUCGUCUUCCGCAGCGACGAUUAGUAGCUACAGGGCCGCGGCAGCAUCCAUGGCACUGGCUGCACUCGUCUCGAUCGCAGUCUCGCUGCUUUGA